AUGAGCCCCGAGCAGCUGUCCGAGUUCCAAGGGAUGCUGUCCGACCCCGUCAUGCUCUUCAUCGGCGCUGCAGCGGUGUCCCUGAUCGGCAUCGCCAUCGCAGCCUACACCUUCGAGCCCUCCACAGGGCAGACGAUCUUCUCAUCCCGCGACGAGGACGAGGGCCCGCCGACUGUGUCGAAUGCGGUGCUGGUGUUUGGCGCUACGGGGCGCACGGGCAAGCUGCUGGUGAAGGCGCUGGCGGAGUCCGGGCGCGACGUGGUCGCGGCGGUGCGCGGCGACGCGGAGGCCGGCGCGGAGAAGCUCGGCGAGCUCGGGCUGGUCCCGGACAAGCGCGGUCAGGGCGGGAUGGGCACUGUGGUGGUGCGCGGGGGCGCCAACGUGGCCGAGGCGCGAUGCCUGACGGCGGAGCUGUUCGAGGGGGUCACGCAGGUCGCGAUCGCGACGGGCUCGAUCUUCGGGGAGGACGAGCAGGGCGUGAAGGGCUACGUGGACGGCAUGACGCCCGAGGUGGUGCACUUCAAGGGCAAUGAGAACAUUGCUCAGGCAGCGGCGAAGUUCCUGCCUGCGGAGGACAGCGUGUCUGCGGAGACGAAGAUCCGGCUGCUGGCGACGAAGGACGUCGCGAAGUGGGAGAAGCAGGACGACACCAUCAUGGGCGGCACCUCGACCUCCGCCAUGGACAUCGGGAGCGACUUCGAGGGCGCCAAGUGGGCGGGCAACCUCGUCGCGGAGGGCGGCGGCUUCUGCGGCAUCCGCACGCUGCUCAACCCGGGCAUCGACUUCCGUUCGUUCGACGGCAUCGCCAUCCGCGUGCGCUCGCCCGAGGCCGGCCGCUUCAAGAUGAAUCUCAAGGCCCGCUCCAUGAUGGAGACGCCCGAGGUGACGUACCAGGCGUCCUUCGACGUCCCCGGCGGCAACAUCUGGACCGACGUCCAGCUCUUCUGGCGCGAGUUCGUGCCAGUGCGCAAGACCAUGACUGACACGAAGCUGCCGCCGCUCGGACCGGACGCGCUGAAGGACGUGGCGUCGAUCGCGCUGGUGUACUCGCGGUUCUCGUUCAACAAGGCCGCGAACCCGUACUGCUGGCCCGGGCCGUUCCAGCUGGACAUUGCUGCGAGCGGCAUUCAAGGAUUCAGGUCUCCCAGGACGCAGGUGGUCCUGCUGUCGUCCGCGGCGGUCGAGCGCAACGCGCGCGUGGGCGACGACGCCGAGGCGCGCGACAAGGAGAUCCCGAUCGUGAAAUUGAACCCGGGGGGGGUGUUGAACUGGAAGUACAAGGGCGAGAACGCGGUGCGGCGCAGCGGGCUGCGGUACGCCGUCGUGCGCUCGACCGGCAUGCUGCGCGACGACGAGCAGGAGGGCGGGCCCUUCUUGAUCGAGGCGCGCCAGGGCGACGAGAUCAGCGGCGCCAUCUCGCGCCCGGAGCUGGCGCAGGUGCUCAUGUCGGCGCUGACGCCGGGGAUGGGCACGGACGCGGCGGCGUUCAAGACGAUCGAGGUGCGGCGGCAGGAGGCCAAGAGCGACGCCGGCAAGGCCAUGACCGACGGGCUCUUUGAGCGCAUGUGGCUGCUGGCGGUGGGCGACUCCGUGCGGCCGCGGUUCGGGCUGCCGCUGAUGCCGGCGGAGAGCGAGCCGCCCGCGGCGCCGAGCGAGGAGAAGAAGAAGGAGGUCCUCGCCGACGAGAUGGUUCGGAAUUCCAUCCGCAAGGGGCGCGGCGCGGCGACGCGUGUGGUGUCGUCGCUGGACGCGAGCGUGGACGAGGACGCGGACGUGGCGGCGCUGACGCAGCCGCCGGCGCGGGCGUGGAUCGCGGCGUGGCAGGCGAAGCAGGAGGGGGGGGAGUCGGAGGGGUACGACAUGAAGGCGGCGGUGGCUGACGCGGAGGCGGGGGGGUCGGCGGUGCCGGUGGGGGGCUCGGCAGCGGAGGCGCGCGAGUGGAUCGAGCAGUGGCGGGCGUCGCAGAACGUCGAGACCGCGCGGUCGUCGACGUAA
Messenger RNA from Pedinophyceae sp. YPF-701, 1995 nucleotides. The record is from the annotation of a GenBank genome assembly. Lineage: Eukaryota; Viridiplantae; Chlorophyta; Pedinophyceae.